Fusarium poae is the source of this 1038-nucleotide messenger RNA. RefSeq lists its product as uncharacterized. The transcript is spliced from 5 exons. The record is from RefSeq and is a predicted model, not a curated record. Gene Ontology annotation, cellular component: Golgi apparatus; trans-Golgi network; endosome. Gene Ontology annotation, molecular function: antiporter activity. The coding region runs from base 1 to 1038 and encodes 345 amino acids. Lineage: Eukaryota; Fungi; Ascomycota; Sordariomycetes; Hypocreales; Nectriaceae.
AUGGCAGGCUACACACAACUACCUUUAUCAUCGACAGGCGCAAGGCAGCCUGAUCAGCCAUCAUCGCUCAAGGUUGGUCUAUAUAUGGUGGCAUGGAUAGUUUCGUCCAAUAUAACCAUUCUAUUCAACAAAUGGCUGCUUGAUACAGCUGGAUUCAAAUACCCCAUCUUAUUAGUAACAUGGCAUCUCAUCUUUGCCACGGUUGUCACACAGAUCCUCGCACGUACAACAAGUUACCUUGUCAGCCGCCAUGAACUUCCGAAUACAUGGGACUUCUUCCUCACGACAGUCCUGCCCAUCGGAAUCGUAUCAUCCGGAUCAUUGGUCGCCUCCAACUUCGUCUAUCUGUACCUAUCGGUGGCCGUAAUCCAGAUGCUGAAGGCGGCCUCGCCCGUCUCGGUGUUGCUCGUCUCGUGGCUCUUUGGCGUUAUCGACCCGACUAUCGGAAAGAUUGUUAAUAUCCUUGCCAUUGCCAUAAGUGUCGCAGUCGCGAGCGCCGGCAUGAUUGAGUUCUCCCUAAUCGGCUUUUUCUUCCAAAUGGGCGGGCUCGCAUUCGAAGCCGUGAGAGUUGUCAUGACGCAGGUCAUGCUCAACGGUGAGGGCUUAAAGAUGGAUGCCAUGGUAGGUUUAUACUACUACGCCCCCGUCGUCGCCGCCCUGAACCUUCUUGUGGCGUGUAUCAUCGAAAUUCCGUACUUUGACAUGGCCGACUUGCACCGAGUCGGCUUCUCCAUCCUGUUCUUGAAUGCUGCUGUUGCCUUUACGCUUAACUUUACAAGCAUGGUUCUCAUUAGCAAGACAUCGGGCCUUGUUAUGUCUUUGUCCGGCAUUUUCAAGAACAUUCUGCUUGUCAUCUGCUCCGCCCUGAUCUGGCAUGUAACAAUAACACCCGUGCAGCUCUUCGGGUACAGUCUCACACUGUGUGCGCUUAUCUACUACUCGCUUGGGUGGGAAAAGUUAUUAGAAGGCUACGUGACUUCCGUAAAUUGGGCAUCAGGUCUAAUGAGGGAGGUGGGUUCCAAGCAGGCUUGUCAAUAA